AUGAAGAAUUGCAAAGCUCUAUUGAUAUUAGGAUUAUUUGGAAUAUCCUCAGCUUUAUCUGCUUUAACCUAUCAAUAAUGGGAGAAAUUUUAAGAGCCAACAUAUCUUAAUUCACGAAAUUCUGAUCUAUUGGUUUAAGCUAAAAGAGGAAUGGUUAAAGGUAGAGUUAUUGACUCUCAAUACUUUAAUCACUGGCCCCUAAAUGCUGAAUUAUCAGUUCAAGAAAUGAGGACGAAUAAGACUAUCACAGAUAAGAGAAUGUAUUUUGAUGGAAUGCCAAUGAAUGUUCUUGCUAAUUAAGAGGCGAUCCCAUAAAGUGCUGUGAAUAUAAAUGGAGACAAUGGCAAUGUACACGUUGAUAAUUAUACUCAAAUAAAUCAGAACAAAUUCUCUGAAUUAGCUGAAGUUAUAAACAAUGCCCCUAACUCUACGAUUAAUAUCAUAAACAUCAAUGACAAUGAUGAUAAUGAUGUUGCAUAGUAAGCUGAGAAUGAGAAAUUAUUCGAACAAAUCAACACUAAAAUGAACCUACUUUCACAAUUGCAAAAUAUGCUUAAAGAUAAGAAAGCAGUCUUUGCUUUACCAUUAGUAAGUAUUUCAAAAAAAGACAGUUAUCCUCACUACCUAUACCCUAACUACUAAUGA
Molecule: messenger RNA, 645 nt
Organism: Stylonychia lemnae
Lineage: Eukaryota; Ciliophora; Spirotrichea; Sporadotrichida; Oxytrichidae
Source: the annotation of a GenBank genome assembly